Messenger RNA from Gossypium arboreum, 3128 nucleotides. RefSeq names its product annexin-like protein RJ4. Lineage: Eukaryota; Viridiplantae; Streptophyta; Magnoliopsida; Malvales; Malvaceae. Bases 2018 to 2962 code for a protein of 314 amino acids. Gene Ontology annotation, molecular function: calcium ion binding; calcium-dependent phospholipid binding. The record is from RefSeq and is a predicted model, not a curated record. The transcript is spliced from 6 exons. Gene Ontology annotation, cellular component: cytoplasm.
GUCGUGCCCCUACCAAUCCCUAGAUACGCCACUAUUAAGCAUAUGAAUUUCGCUAACAAGCCUAAGUUGAAAUGCCGAGGUUGAGGAUAUGGGACAUUGAGUACUCAAAUUCGAAUUUUGCUCUAUGUAAAUUAUGAGUGAGCUGAAUAAUUUGUUGGGUUAAUUAUUUAUGAUUUUGGCUCUUUUGCAUUACUUUUGUGUUGAGUAUUGUAAAAUACAUAUUUAAUCAUCAUUCACAGGUUUAAAUUUCAUAUUUAAUAAAUGGUUCUAUAUAGUGGUAAUUAAUGUAUUACAUUUUAAUAGAUAAAAAAGGGUCAAAGUUUACCGGGAGUCCCUAAGUACCAUGUAAAGUUCAUUUUAAUCUCUCUACUAAAAAUAAUUUUAGAUUAAUUUUUGUACAUUAAAAAUUUAUUCAAAUCAUGACAUUGUCACACUUUGCCAUUAAAUUACUGAUAAUAUGAACAAAAUAUAUCAUACUAAACUGAUUUACCAAUGAAUCGACCCAACCCAUAAAAAAACUCAACCAUCGUCUAAAAAUUCUAUUUAUUUUGAACUAUCGUGUGCUGAAACAGAUCCGGUAAGUUUGUAUUUUUUUUCCAGCCACACACAAUAGUUUAAAAAUACAUGAACUUUUUGGGAUGGUUGAGUUUUUUAUGAGUAAGAUCAUAGGUAAAUCAGUUGGAUAUGAUAUAUUUUAUCCUAAUUAUUUAUGAUUUAACGAUAAUUUUUUAAUAUACGAAAAUUAAUUUAAAUUAAUUUUAAAUAAAAAUACUAAAAUUCAAAUUUACAUAUUCCUAUACUUUCACUAUAAAAAAAAAUGUAAUUUAAGGGACCCUAACCCUAUAUUCAAUCAAUCAAUUUUUCUAUGAACUAGCAAAAUGGUGACCUACAUACGCAAAACAAAAUAGUGACUUGGCAAAGUAAUUACUCCUAGAUUUAUAUACCAAAUAAAGUGAUGAAAAAUCUUUGUUAUUAAACACAAAUUUAAAUAUUUUGGGAAGUUUCCUUAUACCCCCAUUUUCUAAUUGGUAAGUACACUUUCUAUUGCCAUGCAUUAUAGUAGCUGCGUGCAUAUGUCAAUUUUUCUAUUACCAUUAAAAAUUCAAGCUGUAAAGUGCAUAAAAAUAAUAUAUUAAUUCAGAAAAUUUUGCUAAAAAUAAAUAAAGAGAAAUUCAGAAAAAGCCCAUCAAUUUUCAGAACAAUAGCUUAAAAAAGGGGAAUCUAAUAAAGCUUUAGGUUAUAUUAGUUCACCUAACACAAAUAAAAGUUCAAGAUUUAGCAUUAGGAAAUCCAGACAACCAUUUAUUAGGUUAAUUAAUAGAAAAGAAACUACAGGAUCCAAUUUUUUUUUUAAAAGAUAGAUAUCAACGAGGUUAAACUUAAAAUUAUUUAUAAUUUCAUAUUUAAAUUGAGAUCACCACUUAAUAUCAUAUAGUAUUAGGUGAAAUUUUCAUAGUAAUAAUAAAAUUAUCUAAAAUAAUAAGAAUUAAGUAAGAUAGUAAGAAUUUUUCCUACCUUAAAUAGUGGUCAAGAGUUCAAUUUUACCUUAAAUAUGAAAUAUAACUUUGAAACUCAUUACUAACAUUUAUCUCUUAAUAAAUUUACAAAAUACGAAAACCUAAACACUAAACUCACUUGGAUGGAUACUUUGAAAAAAAUCAUCUAACCCCUAAAUAAUAUUAUCUGGUUUCUUAUCUUUUACUUUGAACUUAUCGCAUUAUAAUUACCCUACACGUAUUGGCAGGCUAUUUAUAUUUUCUAGGCGUUAAGUUCAACUAUAUUAUAUUUCUUUAUAUUAAAAAUUAUAUUCACCAUCUAAAUCCAUUAUUAUUAUUUUUAAUAUUGUAUAAAUACUUAUACAUACAUGAAUAAAUACUUGAAAUAUUUUUUACACAUGCAUGUAUCCAAUAUUUACACCGGAAUUUAGGUAAUAAAGUGUUGGAAGAACUUAGGACUAUAAAUAAGUGUCUCUGGUAGUCUCUAUAGAUAAGAGAGGAAAUUGGUUCAGAAAAGAAAAAUGGCCACCAUUGAUGUUCCUGAGCAGGUUUCAGUUCUUGCAGAUGCAGAAGCUCUUAGAAAGGCUUGUAAAGGAUGGGGGACAGAUGAGAAGGCAAUAAUUUCAGUGUUGGGUCACAGAAAUGCAGUUCAAAGGAAGCAAAUCAGGCUUGCUUAUGAAGAUCUUUACCAGGAAGAUCUCAUCAAGCGUCUUGAAUCAGAGCUUUCUGGUGAUUUCGAGAAAGCAGUGUAUCGUUGGAUAUUGGAUCCAGCAGAUCGAGAUGCUGUGUUAGCUAAUGUUGCCAUAAAGAAAUUAAGCCCUGAUCACCAUGUGAUCGUUGAAAUUUCAUGCACCAGAUCCCCUGAAGAGCUCUUGGCUGUGAGGAGAGCUUAUCAGGCUCGAUACAAGCAUUCCCUGGAAGAAGAUGUGGCUGCUCAUACCAAGGGAGACACUCGAAAGCUCUUGGUUUCCUUAGUGAGCGCAUUUAGAUACGAUGGGGAAGAAAUAAAUACCAGGGUAGCAAAUUCUGAAGCCAAAAUUCUCCAUGAAGCUGUCAAAGACAAGGAAUUCAACCAUGAAGAAAUUAUCAGGAUCUUGAGUACAAGAAGCAAGAUGCAACUCAUGGCGACUUUCAAUCGUUACAGAGAUGAUCAUGGCACUACCAUUACCAAGAACUUGGAAGGUGAUUCAGGUGACGAAUUCCUCAAGACAUUGCGUGCGACGAUUCGAUGCCUCAAUGACCCGAAAAAGUACUUCGAAAAGGUUUUGCGCAAUUCGAUCCGGAGGGUCGGAACCGAUGAGGAUGCACUUACCAGAGUGAUUGUUACAAGAGCUGAAAAGGACCUGAAAGAUAUCAAAGAGCUUUAUUACAAGAGAAACAGUGUGUCUCUUGAUCAAGCUGUUGCUAAGGACACCUCAGGGGAUUACAAGGCAUUGCUUCUUACUCUGUUGGGAAAAGAAGAUUGAACAUCUUUAUGUGGCCCAUUUUCAGGUUUUAAAUUAAGUGUUGUUCUGGUUUGUGAUUGGACCUUAUUGAUAUGAGUCACUGUUAUCUUCAUCCUUUUGUUUUUAUGUGGUGUGACAUUGUUUGUUUACAUUUGGUUUGGUUUUAAUGGAGUUGUUAUUUUCCAAA